AGCAGCAGUGAGCGUGCUGCGGAUGAGCAGGUGAGAACCGUAACGAGAUCACCGUGUUUUCCACCGCACCGUAAAGAAACUCCUCGACUUCAGGAAUCAAUAUCUGAGAGACGUUUAUCUUCGGAGGGACCGUUUCCAGAUCUGCGACAGCGGGCAAUGUUUCUGCUGCAGUACGCCGGGCUCAGCGCUCUGCCCUUUGACCCAACGGCCAGCAAUGACGCUCUCCACUUCAACAGCUCCAACGGGCCGCUGGUGACAGAGUGUGCCUCGGUGGAAAACACUGCUGGAAACAACUGCAAGAAGAGGAAAAGAACCAGUCUGCCUCCAGAUGGGAACUGUAACCUGACCAUGGCUUCUACCUCCAUGACAAUGCCCAUGUCAGACCACAGCCCCUGGGCAACAGCCAUGAGCAACCUGGGGAUGCCUCCACUAAGCAUGACUGGACAGCAGCUCAUGCCAGAUUUUGACCCCAGUCUUGGGCUGAUGACUGGCAUUACCCCCAUAAAUCCCAUGAUGCCCGGCCUGAGCCUGGCGUCCCCGCCCCUCCCCCGGGAGGCGCCCGUUGUCAAGGAGAUCAUCCACUGCAAGAGCUGCACGCUGUUUCCUCCCAACCCCAACCUUCCGCCUCCGGCCAUGAGGGAGCGCCCUCCAGGGUGUAAGACGGUAUUUGUGGGCGGUCUGCCCGAGAACGCCACAGAGCAGCUCAUCGUGGAGAUCUUUGGACAGCGUGGGGAAAUUGCCGCCAUCAGAAAGAGCAAGAAAAACUUCUGCCAUAUCCGAUUUGCUGAGGAGUUCAGUGUGGACAAGGCUCUCCUCCUCUCUGGUUACCACGUUCGUUUGGGCUCCAGCACAGACAAGAACGACUCCGGCCGUCUCCACGUGGACUUCGCCCAGGCCAGAGACGACCUCUAUGAGUGGGAGUGUCGCCAGCGCUUGUUGGCCAGAGAGGAGAGGCACCGGCGCAAGAUAGAGGAGGAUCGCCUCCGGCCGCCCUCCCCUCCUCCCAUCGUGCACUACUCGGCGCACGAGUCCAGCCAGCUGGGAGACAAGAUCAAAGAUGACAAUACGUUUCCUGAAGCGGUGCGUGUGCUCCUGACCUGGCUGGAACGAGGUGAAGUCAACCGCAGGAACGCCAACAACUUCUACUCCAUGAUCCAGUCCUCCAACGGCCACAUCCGCCGGCUGACGGGCGAGAAGAGUCAGCAUGAGAAGGAGGUGGAAGAGGCCAAAGACAAGUUCAAGACCGCGAUGGCCACCAUACUGGCUCAAUUUGAAGAGAUCGUGUCUGUAUUCAACGCUGCUUCCAAACAAAAGGCAUGGGACCAUUUCUCCAAAGCUCAGCGGAAGAACCUGGACAUGUGGCGCACGCAGGUUGAGAAGAUUAGAAACAUGCACAACGAGCAGCUGAUGGGCAUCAGGGGAGAGGAGGAGAUGGAGAUGUCGGACGAUGACAUGGAGGAUUCCUCCGCUUCCAACAGCAAAGACUCUGAAGACUUAGGUGUUUCCCAAGCCGAAGCCUUAAAGGAGGAGAACGACUCGCUGCGCUGCCAGCUGGACGCCUACAGGAACGAGGUGGAGCUGCUCAAACAGGAACAAGGCAAGAACCAACCAAUCGGCAGUGAGGAGGACAACACGCACUCUCAGCAGCUCAGCUUCCUGCAGCAGGCUCUGCAGGGCAUGCAGAAGCAACUUCUGAGAAUGAGGGACGAGUUGAAGGAGCGAGAGGCAGAGCUUGAGAAGAAUAUAGAAGACAAACAGCAGCUGAAGAACCAAAUCCAUGACCUCACAUCAGGACUGCACAACCUGCAGACUACACACACACUACAGCCGGAGACGUUAAAGCAAGAUGACAGAGCGAGCGAACAGACUGCUAAUCAAGACAGUGAUGUAACGGCAUCAUCAGUGGUGUCCUGCAGUCAGGACAAAGAAAGUCUUCCAGAGAAGAAUCGUCCCGGUCCUGUACACACAGAGAGGGAUGCACUGCUAGUCGGGAUCAUUUCAACCUUCCUGCACGUUCACCCAUUUGGAGCCAGCAUCGAGUACAUCUGUUCCUACCUGCAGCGUUUGGACAACAAGGUAACACACACACACACACACACAUACAGUAUCCUAGACAUAGUGACACAGGUUAAAUUUCCCUGCAGGGCUGACAUAUGGGCCUGCUGUAUGCCAGGGUCCUGCUGUGCCAUUUUAGUCUCCUGGCAUGCAAACAAGCCUGAGGUGCAGGUGAGAGCCAUCACUUACUCUUAGAUUUUUUGAGCCUUUGUUUAUCUCAGCAAAGGUUGGUGAACAGGCACAUAAAUGUAAAGCUGCACUGCUUCACGCUCAUACACCUGUUACUAACCAAUAGGUUAUAGGCUAAAAACACGGAGGUGUUUAAGUUGAGACGUUCGGGGCUCUUUCUAUAUCAUCAUUUUUCACCAGAUUAGUUGUGCAGUGCAGAAUAAAGCUUGACUGAUGCUCCACAGGUGUUAUAUUUUACCUCUGUUUUUGUAAAUAGUGUUCUUGUUUUUGUAAUGUACAUAAUGUUUUCGGAUUGUCCGUCCGUACCCUGACGGUCCUUUGUUGUGAACGUGGUAUCUCAGGAAUGCCUUGAGGGAAUUCCUUCAAAUUUGGCACAAACAUCCACUUGGACUCAAGAAUGAACUGAUUAGAAUUUGGUGGUCAAAAGUUACUGUGACUUUACAAAAUUUAUUUUUGGCCAUAACUCAAGAAUUCAUGUGCUAAUUACGACAAUUUCACACAAAUGUCUAUUAGGAUAAAAUUAUGAAGUCAUGACGUUUUGGAAAGACAUGAAUGUAAACUGCAACUUGACUUGUUGCCAGAGCCACACAAUGGCGAGGCGGUAAUUAUAGUUUUCCAGUUUUCUUAUGGUGAAAUCAAAAUCAUAUUUCACUAUUUAAUUCAUUUAGUUACAUGGUUAAACUAUGUUAUUUUGUUGGCAGCUAAACUGUUAGAUACAUGUAUGUGGCAGUAGAAAAUAAUUCAAUUCAGAAAAUGAAGUUGUCUAGAUCACUGCAGGUGUAAUCCGAAUACGGUAACAAAUACAGAUGUUUUUGUGACAUGAACAGAUGCAGAUAGUACCUUUGUGUUAGUUACACAGCCACACUGUGAGUUGCCUGAUUCAACAACAUCACCAAAUCCCAACAGCUGAGUAAAGCCACAGUUGUUUUUGCAUCAGGGAGGCAGGUUUAGGUGUUUUCUUCUGACGCGGAUCGAAGAACUGCUGACCUUACUUGUGGUUAAAAUUCUUGAUUUUUCUCGACCUUUAAGACCGCGUUAAAACUAGAACCUCAAUGUGUAGCUAAAGUUUUUCUUUGCUCCGUAAGAGCCUUUCUGUUUCUGUCAUGUUGCCGUUAUCACUUUCUAAUUUUAUCACACAUCCCCACUCGCCCAACUUAUUGAUGAAUAUAUUCAUGUUCUGCGUCCCACCUGCUGCUGCCUGCCUCAGCCAGUUUAGGCUGUUAGUCAGCCUGAUUUCUCUGAACAAGACGACACAUUUGAGCUGAUUCCUGGUUUAUAAGUCAGCUGGGCUUUGUCGUCACCAAAUCUCUAAGACCGUUCUUCAUUUCUAAAUGUGCUCUGAUUACCUCCUGCUGCUCAAUUUCACUGCAUCUGACUGGCACCUUCAGGAUGAGAACUCCAGUUAAUAUAACGCUGUUAAAGUGUCUUCUUUUGAUUUUAUUAAUAAAAGUAUUGGGUUUCUCACCAGGCACUCAUCCAACAAAGUGUAAUAUUUAAGACAGCUGGUGUCAUUUUGUGGGAUCUGAUCCCACUUGAAACCUUCAACCAGAGAGGAAAAUUAAACAUUAGCAUACAUAUACAAAUGUUUGGUUCUAGAUCCUAAAUAUAUAUUUAGGAGCAUUGCUACUCAUUCUUAGACAAGUAUACAAGGAGCAGAACAUGUCAACAACAGUUCAACAAUUUGGGAAAUGAAGCUACAACUUAUUGUUUUUACUCUUCAGUUGUUGCACGGAUUAAACAAAGUAGCAUGAAGAUGUUAAUUAGUGAGCUUUAAAUGUGCUUAUAAUCAGGUUGUUUUUACUUUUGAUAGUUUUUUCCCCGUUUCCAGUCUUUAUGCUAAGCUAAGCUAACCGUCUCCUGGCUCAAGCUUCAUAUUUAUCUUACAAGCUAUCUUACAAGUUAUCUUACGAGUGAUUUCAAUCUUCUCAUCGAACAAAUUAGUGCAUUUUUCAAAAUGUCUAACUAAUGCUUGAAACAUGUAUGUGUAGAUGUUUAUGUGUCUUUUUGCACAUGUUUGGCAUGCAUUGUACAUGCUUGUGUUGCAUGUUUGAGAUUUUGUUAAAGUCUGUGUGUGGCUGUUUGCCUGUUGUAUCUGUUGUUUCCACACUGACUCUGAACAUCAAGCAGCCCACAGCGUUUUGUCAAUACCACUGGCUGGACUGCCCGUCAACAAACCCAAUCCUCUCUGCUUAUCUGCCGGCUCCACACACAGCUCCAUUGUCUGUAAUGAUACACCAGUCCUAUCUCCGUGAUGGGCCUUAAUGUAUCCUGACAUCAGCACCGGGCUCCAACAACCUAGUUAUUAAUGCAAGACACAGUGGGUUGCCUACAGCAGCUCGUGCAGUGGAUUUCUGUCUCUACUGUCACCUUGGCCUCGCUGCUUCUCCUCAGCCCACGCAGGGGGGGGGGGUGUGAGCCGGUGUAGUUCCUGUCAUGUAGCUCAUAUUGUCUUGAUGCUUGCCCUUUUCAUCUGAAUUAAGUGAAGGUGUGAGAACUGAGUGCAAGCAUAAUGAAAAUGAAGAGCAGAGGUGUAAGAUGAUGUGUGAGAUUGUCUGUGUUCAUUUGUGUGAGAAAGUAGCUUUGUGCGACAGAUGCGUGCGUGUGUGCGUUUCCGCAGAUUAACACCGGUGAUGUGGAGGCUCUUCUUUCCCGGCUGCCCUGCACCUU
This is a messenger RNA of Anarrhichthys ocellatus (wolf-eel), 4911 nucleotides long. RefSeq names its product ecto-NOX disulfide-thiol exchanger 2-like. Gene Ontology annotation, molecular function: oxidoreductase activity; RNA binding. Gene Ontology annotation, biological process: ultradian rhythm. Gene Ontology annotation, cellular component: external side of plasma membrane; plasma membrane. The transcript is spliced from 14 exons. NCBI's taxonomy places the organism in Eukaryota, Metazoa, Chordata, Actinopteri, Perciformes, Anarhichadidae. The coding region runs from base 157 to 2250 and encodes 697 amino acids. The record is from RefSeq and is a predicted model, not a curated record.